This is a messenger RNA of Clunio marinus, 204 nucleotides long. The record is from the annotation of a GenBank genome assembly. Lineage: Eukaryota; Metazoa; Arthropoda; Insecta; Diptera; Chironomidae.
AUGAAACGAAAAAGAAUUGGCAUUUGUUCUGAGAUCUUUUGUUGGUUUAUUUUAAUUUAUGAUUUAAGGAAACUUUUCUUGGCUAUUUCUACCGUAUUUAUGUGGUUUCUCUUGAUCAGCCCAAAAGCAGACCGUCUGAAUAAAAGAUUUUACACAUGUUCAUCAUUCAAAGCAGUUGAUUGCUUCAACACAAACCAUCACUGA